UAAUUUUUUCCUCUUCAAAUAGUUGUCGUCUCCAAUGUAGUUGGCCUGAUCAUUCCUUUGUAAUAACCAUCUUCCAGUGCUUCCACUCUGUCUCUUGUUCUUCAAAUCCUUUCAACACAAAAAGCUUCUCUGUUUUUUUUUUUCCUUUUACGUACCAAUCCAUGCACUGCAAUAAAGAAAAUAAAAAAACUUUAGAUUGCUCGUUCAUAACAAAGAUUAAAACUUUAGAUUGCGGGUUUUGAUUAGUGUUCUAACUUCUAAGUGAGUUGCGGAGACUCAAAAUCAUGGGUGUUUCAGAGAUUAAAUCGCCGGCGAGUGAAGCUCAAACUCCGGCAAGAUUUUCCGACAACGGAGGCUCCAGCUCGUCCGUACAAAGGAAGAAGCUGAAUGUGUUCUUCAUAGAGUCUGAUAACAGACGUUCGGCUCUUGGCCGCGGAUACACCGGAGGAACAACUCCGGUGAACAUUCACGGAAAACCCAUCUCCGAUCUCUCAAAAACAGGCGGUUGGAUCGCCGCUCUUUUCAUCUUCGGAAAUGAAAUGGCAGAGAGAAUGGCGUAUUUUGGGCUGUCUGUGAACAUGGUGGCAUUCAUGUUCUACGUAAUGCAUAGGCCAUUCACCAGUUCAUCCAAUGCCGUCAAUAACUUCCUCGGCAUUUCUCAAGCUUCCUCUGUUCUUGGAGGGUUCUUAGCCGAUGCAUACUUGGGUCGGUACUGGACAAUCGCAAUCUUCACCACGAUGUAUCUCGCUGGUUUGAUAGGUAUAACACUUUGUGCCUCGUUGAAGAUCUUCGUACCUGACCAGACCAACUGUGAUCAGCUCUCGUUGCUCCUCGGAAACUGUGAACCAGCGAAACCGUGGCAAAUGUUGUACCUUUACACGGUUCUGUACGUUACAGGUUUCGGAGCUGCGGGUAUAAGGCCUUGUGUAUCGUCGUUUGGAGCAGACCAGUUCAAUGAGAGAAGCAAAAACUACAAAACCCAUCUCGACAGGUUCUUCAAUUUCUUCUACCUGUCGGUAACCUUAGGCGCAAUCAUAGCCUUCACUCUGGUAGUGUACAUUCAAAUGGAACUUGGUUGGGGAAUGGCGUUUGGAGCUUUAGCCAUAUCUAUGGGGAUUUCAAAUGCUCUGUUCUUCGCUGGCACGCCGCUUUACAGGCAUAGAUUGCCCGGUGGCAGCCCUUUGACAAGGGUGGCUCAGGUGUUUGUUGCAGCCUUCCGCAAACGCAAAGCCGCUUUCACAAGCAGUGACUUCAUCGGUCUGUAUGAGGUUCCAGGAAUCAAAUCUGCCAUUCAGGGAAGCCGUAAAAUUGCUCAUACUGAUGAUUUCAGAUGGCUGGACAAAGCAGCACUUCAGCUCAAAGAAGAUGGGUUGGAGCCAUCUCCAUGGAAGCUCUGCACAGUGACUCAAGUAGAAGAAGUGAAGAUUCUGAUCAAACUGAUUCCGAUCCCAGCCUGCACCAUAAUGCUGAAUCUCAUCUUGACAGAGUACCUGACUGUCUCGGUUCAACAAGCUUAUACACUCAACACACACAUCGGAAACCUCAAGCUUCCUGUGACGUGCAUGCCCGUAUUUCCCGGCCUCAGCAUUUUCCUCAUUCUCUCCCUCUAUUACUCCGUCUUCGUUCCCAUCACCAGAAAAAUCACCGGCCAUCCUCACGGUGCUUCACAGCUUCAAAGGGUGGGCAUCGGCCUAGCAGUUUCGAUCUUAUCGGUAGCUUGGGCUGGACUCUUCGAGAACUACCGGAGAAAUUACGCGGCACAACAAGGUUUCAAGUUCAACUUCUUAGCCCAGAUGCCCGAUCUAAGCGCCUACUGGUUGCUGAUUCAGUACUGUUUGAUCGGUAUAGCUGAAGUUUUCUGCAUUGUGGGUUUACUUGAAUUCCUCUACGAGGAAGCUCCUGAUGCCAUGAAAAGUAUAGGGUCGGCUUAUGCUGCUCUUGCCGGUGGGUUAGGCUGUUUCAUGGCCAGCAUUCUGAACAGCAUCGUGAAGGUAGCGACCCGUAAUGCAGACGGGGUUUCAUGGCUAUCGCAGAACAUAAACACGGGCAGAUUCGAUCUUUUGUAUUGGUUGCUCACUGUCCUGAGCUUGGUGAACUUCAGUGUGUUUCUUUGGUCUGCACAAAGAUACGAGUACGGAGCUGUGGAAGGCGAGGAAGAACAGACCAAAACACAGAAAUAGUAUAAUAAUCUGUACUGAGAUUGUGUAAUAAAACCCUUGUAUGUUUCAAGACAUGCUUCCUUUCCAUCGUGCCUUGUGGAAAUCAAAGAGAGGAAAAACCAGAAUGCAAUCCAAAUACCGCUCAAUCA
Tarenaya hassleriana is the source of this 2308-nucleotide messenger RNA. Its product is annotated as protein NRT1/ PTR FAMILY 6.1. Gene Ontology annotation, cellular component: membrane. Gene Ontology annotation, molecular function: transmembrane transporter activity. The transcript has 5 exons. The coding region runs from base 285 to 2180 and encodes 631 amino acids. The record is from RefSeq and is a predicted model, not a curated record. Gene Ontology annotation, biological process: transmembrane transport; oligopeptide transport. NCBI's taxonomy places the organism in Eukaryota, Viridiplantae, Streptophyta, Magnoliopsida, Brassicales, Cleomaceae.